AUGCCUCUCCCUACUGCUUCAGUUGGCGGUGGAUGGUACACCUUCGAGAAUCUCGGCCCUGCCACCGCGACUUUCACCCCAGCCCCUAGUUGCUCUGCCACGGACCGACUGCAAAUCGGUGUAAUCCGGUCCAGUUACCCGGAGAUUGGAUGGAAUGUUCAGUGCACCUCGACGGGCUACGAAGGUUGUCUUCCACCUACCACCACCGCUACAGCUCCGGCAACCACGUCGACCGGCUAUGAAGAGUACUGGGGCGUUGGAGCAUACUACUCCCCAGGCCUGAACUGCCCCGUGGGAUGGGCCACAGUUGGCCUGGCCGCUCGAGAUGCAAACCAAACCCUCAGCUACUCUGGUAUUAUGGCUCCCACCACCACCUCGACUGCCAGGUAUCACUCCAGGGAAAACGACGCCACUAUUCUUGCCAAUGUGCUUGAAGCCUCCGAGACUAUGGCCCUUUGCUGCCCAAGUGCUAUGACCGCUGAUGGAAUCGGCGGAUGCUACUUCGCCGUCCCGAUUACACACCCACUCUCGGCUGCUACCUACGAGAUCUCCUCCGUGACCGAGACUCGCUACGGAGCCACCAGCACUUUCCUCAUUGAUGUUCCGGAAUAUGGUGAUACCGUCACCAGGACUUACUCGAGAGUCUUCUACCCGAAGGACAAGAGCAGGUACACUGGUAUCUCUUACGUCCCGAUGGUGACUCUUGUGCACCACCAAACCGACAUUCAGCCGACUGCUACUGGGAAUGCUACUGGAAAUGCUACUGCCGCUACCAGUACUUCGACUUCUACGUCGAAUGCUGCCGGGCGACUGGCCCUUCGGUCUUCUAUUUGGGACGGAUUGGGUGCUGUUCUUGGUGUUUCUGCCGCCGCUAUGGCAUUGGGUGCUGCUAUCCUAUUUUAA
Molecule: messenger RNA, 903 nt
Organism: Penicillium maclennaniae
Lineage: Eukaryota; Fungi; Ascomycota; Eurotiomycetes; Eurotiales; Aspergillaceae
Exons: 3
Coding region: 1-903 (300 amino acids)
Source: RefSeq, a predicted model, not a curated record